GGUACUCUAACCUGAACACCUCGUCGUACAUGACAUUCCAUAACACCGGACCCAGGAUGGAACCUUGCGGGACUCCUGAGGUUAUGUGAAAGCACUUCCGACCCAUCUCCGUGUCGUAAACUAGUACGCGAUUCUGAAAGUAACUUUCGAGAAUCUUGUACAGGUUCUCCGGUAUCCCCAGACGCAAGAGCGCAUCGGCAAUAGCAGACCAGAUGGCGCUAUUAAACGCAUUCAUUACAUCCAGAAUCACUACCGUGCAGAAGCAAAUUCCCCUCCUCUUAGGCUCGAGUGUUUUCUCGGCAGUUUUUGUAACCGACAAGAUAGCGUUUACGGUGGACCUCCCCUUCCGGAAGCCGUACUGGUUGCUCGAAAGGCCAUUUUCGCCCUCGGUGAAUCUCAACAUUCUAUUGAGAAUGAUCUUUUCGAGCACCUUUCCCGCCGUGUAAAUCAAGCAUAUUGGUCUACCGGGUCUCCGGGUCUCCGACGCGUCUCCGGGUGGUUUCCCCGCCUUUGGCAAUAGUACCAGGCUCUGCCUCUUCCAAGCUUCUGGAAAAACUCUCUCGUCCAGGCAUUUCUGCAUAGCAGACCUGAACAUCUCGGGAGCCUCUGCAAUAGCUACUUUCAAGGCCAGGUUCGGAACUCCGUCCAGACCUGGGGCCUUACCUACGCUAAGGGACUUAGCUAUCCUCGCAAGCUCCACAUCGGUCCACCCAGUCUCCGGCUGUCCUACGAAAGGAGGCCAAGGACUAGGAUCAUGACGCGGAAAAAGUCCUCCAAUGAUCCCCUCCAACAUCUCUGGAGAUUGCUCUGUAGGAGCCAUCACACCUCUCGUCUUGGCCAUAACGAUCUGGUAGGCGUCACCCCACGGGUUGGUAUUGGCACUCUGACAGAGACCCUCGAAGCAGGCCUUUUUGCUUGCUUUUAUCUCGGUCUUAAGCGCGGCUUUUGCAGCGGCGAACACCACCCGCCGUUCGUUUUGCUCUUCCUCUGAUCGUGCUCGCUGCAUCCGCCGCCUAGCCCGUAGGCAGGCGCGGCGCAGGUCCGCAAUCGCGUCGGUCCAACAGUAAGGCAGUGGCCUUCCAAUUCUAGAGUGGACUCACCUAGGCAUGGUCGCAUCACACGCACGUGAGAGCACCGCUACCAGCUCGUCACCGUCUAAACCGAUUAAGUUUCGCUCUCGGCGGAGCGCCUCCCUAAAUACCCCUUCGUCGAAGUAUGAUGUCUUCCACCUGCGAGGGCUUGGCCUUGGCCUAACCGCCUCUUCUUCUAUCCGCUGUCUGCUGUUGUUGUAGUCGAUACUGUAGCGAACCGCCAGGUGGUCGCUGUGAGUGUAGCCAUCAUCUACUCUCCAGUUCGAACUACUUGUUUAGCCAGGACUACAAAAGGUCACGUCAAUAAUUGACUCCGCUCCGUUUCGACUAUAGGUACCGACAUUAGCCAAGUCGACAUCUAAGAUGGCCAGUGUUUCUAGCAGGAUCUGACCCCGCUGGUUCGUGAAACGGCUUCCCCAUUCCACGGCCCAGGCAUAAAAGUCACCCGCUGUUACCACCGGCCUUCGCCCUGUUAGCAAGAUCGUUAAACGGUCCAGCAUUUGCGUGAACCGCUCGAUCGACCACCGCGGAGGCGCAUAACAGCUACAGAAGAAGACCCCGAUUACUUUGGCACCACGAAGCCCUCAUAGGUAAUAGACGGUUCCGGGUCAUUUGGCCGAACGCCAUUUGGCCGAAUGCCGUUUGGCCGAACGCCAUUUGGCCGAAAGGGUCAUUUGGCCGAAUGCCAUUUGGCCGAAUGCCGUUUGGCCGAAAAUAAAUGAUGAACUUAAAUGACCAUGUCACAAUUCCUCGCAUCAGUAUAACUCGAAAGAACAGCCUAUGAUUCAAAGAAGGAAAAAUCUUUGAUAAAAUAUUGACAGAUUCAACGCCAACUCAUCCCCGAAUGUCAAAACUAGAAAGAAUAGCCUAUGAUUGAAAGAAGGAAAAAAUUCUGAUGAUCAUAUUGGUAGUUGGAAUGUCAAAAGCUUCCUCUGAAUUCUUUUGAACAUAAUUCGGGCAAACGGCUUUCGGCCAAACGUCCAUUCGGCCAGAUGGCAUUCGGCCAAAUGGCGUUCGGCCAAACGGCUUUCGGCCAAAUGACCGGACACCGUAAUAGACACCAACUCCUGGACGGGGUAUUUACCCGUUGUCCAUUUUCUGGUCCCAUCCACGACCCAGUUGCCGUUGCCGGCGGGUACUCGGUAUGGGUCCGAUAUGAUGGCGAUAUCCGUCUCCCACUCAGAAACCGCCUGACAAAGCAGUUGCCGAGCCGCAUCACAGUGGUUCAGGUUCAGCUGCGUUACCUGCACUGUGGUUUGUUGUUCACUGCGGCUUUCUUGAAGGCCGGGCACCUUGCACCACCCAUUGGAAGCAUCGGAUGUCUGUUGUUCGAGGAUUUCCCGGUACAGAUCAUGCAGACGGGCGGACUCGUGCAGCUUUGGGCCUUAGGACCUUCAGCGCCGCAUCGCUUGCACAGUUUGCGCCUGUCGGGGCCUAUGCAGUCCCACGACUUGUGUCCUGGUUCCAGACACUUGAAGUGAACCUCUGGUGGCUCGUGGAAUGUCAGGUGACAUACACACCAGCUCACCUUUAUGCUCCCUACUUUACUGGACUUUUUAACGUCCGCCACAGGUAGCUAAACCAAAGCUAUCAGUGUCCCUGCUGGCCCUUUCCGUAGCUUAACGGCUGCGGCGGCCACCUGCAACUACACAUCGCACUGUUGCCGCAGUGCCGUGACGAGCUCUUCCACUUCGGUGAUCGCAUCAAUGUCCUUGACCUUCAGCCUCUUGUAGGCGGCGCCCUUGUGUUCCUUCUGGCGCUUCAGAUCCAGGAUCAUCUGGCCCGUACGAGUACGUCGCCUCCAAGACACUCAAGCUUAGCGUCGUUUCGCAUCGUCUUCAAGACGUCCGAGUACUUGGACUGUUCCGUCUUGAUGACGAUCGCGUCGCCCUCCUACGUCUUGGCUUGGCGUCCUGCGCUACUGCCUGCGGAUUCGUCUUCUUCUUCAUAUUCCGCUCUACCUUCGUCCAAGGGGGGUCCUCCCCUUGGAUCGCCCUGCUCUGUGGCUGUUGAAGGCCCACCAGCGGUCGCAUCGUUCCGAGACGGGCCAGCCUUUUCAGGCCUACCCUUCUGAGCUUUCCGGGAGCCCUGGCUGGGGUCCGACCUUCCGGCAUUAUUACCGACUUUCGGGGUAAUGAUUCGCCUGGCUUUGCGGGCACCGCCAGACAGCUCCUCGCCUGACGGCUGCCUCGCCCGCUUCUGUGAUUGCUUCCCCGUUUGUGACGAGCAGUCAUUGGCGUAGCUAGGGGGGGUUCCAGGGGUGCCUGGCACCCCCUAAAACAAAUUUGGCACCCCCUAGAAUUUUUCCUUGACAGUUACCUAAAAGUUAAAACUUCACACAAUAAUUCCAAUAUUUAUGAAUGACACAUAAAGCCUGUAUCCGCAAUAAUCGGGACACAGAAAUACAACUGUAACUCUGCAAUAGAUACAUUAAAACUGCUCAAAUUUGGCCUAAUAGCAUCUUAAGAUGUAUUAAUUUCACCUACAAAAUUUCAUGUGAAUCGGUGUAGUACUUUUUGUUGUAGCAAUGGAAGAGUAGAAUGUGCGUCAUUAAAUUUUGUACAGCCCCUAGUUUUGCUUGUCAGCACCGUAACUUUUAAAUUUGGCAAAGGAAAUGGCUGAAAUUUUGAACACAAACCUCUCAAUCUACAUUUGUUGCAUGGGCAAAAUUUCAAAAAAAAAAUCGAUGCAUUACUAACCAUUUAUAGUCGAAACAUGUAUUAGUACUGAACGUGAUUUUAGCCCCUCAGAGAGCAAUUAGUCAACACCCUUCCCAAGUAACAAUUAUACUUUUGUGGCAAUCCUGAAGUAAUUUCUAAGAUAGAAUAAUAAAACUUAGCAAUAAAGCUCUUUUUUCUGCAAAUCUGAGAUAAAAUAGGCAUAAAUCAUCCAUAGUACUAAUUGUGGUAGAGCAAACCUGGAACGAGUAAAUGAUUAAUAAACAUUAAUUUAAUAGGAUACUUACCUGUGAGUUAUUCUUUAGAAUUGCCUAAAAGUAAAUAAACUUUCCUCGACUGAGAAAAAUAGUGACGUUUUGAUUGAUGCUAGAAAAAAACAAGCGAAUCUGACAUACUGCGAUGCAUUUGUAUUAGUGAUUUCGAGAUGGGCUAUAAAAGGAGAGGUAUGAUCAUUUUCGUCAACACGAAGCGUUUGCUAUAAAAACGCAUAGAUAAAGUCUUAAGGUAAAAAGAGGGUAAAAGAUAAUUCGUCUCAUGAAGCAGACGUUAGAUACGUGUGUAUUGGUGCAGGUUGGUGAAGAUGAGAUGUCGAUUGGCACUGGUGUUAGUGAGUGAGGUGUGUACAUAAUAUGAAGGUUUGACCGUGUAAGUGAAGAUGGGUGAUAAAGCUGUGUAUUGGUAAAAGCUAGGGGUUCUGACGAGCAGGAAGCUGGAUGGAGGAUUAUUCUCUCGACGAACUUUGUGGCGUACGGACGCGAGUUAGUUAUUCGCGAUUUUUCCAAUUUCAAAAUGGCGGAUCAGCCAAAGCAGAAGUUGCGCCAGCCGAAAAGAAAAAAUCACCACAAUGGCGUAGCAGAAGCUCCCAAAACGUAAGUAUAAAGUGAAUUCAACAGUAAAAAGUGGAACAAUUGAAUUUGUAAGAAUUCGAGUGAACAAUUGUGCGUUCAAUAAGCUUGCGACAGAUCAGCUGGAUUAUUAUUUGUUUGCCAUUUUACGUGCGACAGGUCACGCAAUUAAAAGCGCUAUACUACUUGCGACAGGUCAAGUAUGAAAAAGUCAAUUAGCUUGCGACAGGUCAAGCCUUGUUAAGAAUUAUAUUUAACGUGCGACAGGUCACGUAUAUGAAAGCGCCAUUUUGCUUGCGACAGGUCAAGCCUUGUUAACAGUUACUACUUGCGACAGGUCAAGUAUGAAAGAUUCAAUUAGCUUGCGACAGGUCAAGCCUUGUUAAGAAUUAUGUUUGACGUGCGACAGGUCACGUAUAUUAUAGCGCCGUUACACUGGCAUUCCUAAACUAAGCUGAGUCGCUGAGUAUAGUUUGUAUUGUGUUUCUUACAGGAACGCUGAUUUGAACGGAACUGGAAGCAAGAUGUCAAAAAAGGAUCGGAAGAUGGAGAUUUUGACAAAGCAGCUCGAAGCAGAGAAAAAGGAAAAAGCAGAGAUAGGAGAGCAGCUCAAGAAACUUCAAGCAGAACUCGAAGCGAUGAAAUCGGCACAAAUGCCUAAUCCCACACCGGAGAAGGAAGUUCUCAACGACGCUGGCGAAGAAUUUGAAGUGGCACCAAGCGCCUCGAGCACUAGGCGUGUGCGGUCGAUGGCUAAUCUGGAGGAGUCUCGCUUCUUAUCCUCGGUGAACCAGUUGUCAAUUUCGUCGAUAACGGUUCCUGAAUGUAAGCCAGCAGAAGGAGAUGACGAGAUACAUCGGAACACAUUCGAAAUGUGGCGGGACCUACUCAUCGAUUGCAUGGCCUUAGCUGGGAUCGAAGACGAAUUCACGAAAUUCACUGUCUUCAAAGUGAAGGCCGGUCCUCGACUGUUAACGGUGUUCAGAAAUACGAAGUCCGACGUAGAUGCCCCUGAUGCGACCACUGAACCCUUUUCGAAUGCACUCCACCGACUCAGGCAGUAUUUUGGUUCCGGGUCCGACAUAAUGUUCCAGAGACGUAAGCUUGCUCUGAUGGAACAGAAGACGGAGGAAUCAGAUCUCGCCUUUGUUACCAGGGUAGGCGAAACAGCGCAACUUUGUGACUUCGACAAGGCAAAGGAAUUUGAGGAAAUCGCAAAAGCUGUGGCAGAGCAUGCAAGAUGCAAAGAAGUUCGCGUCACGGCCCUCAAAAUGGUCACCCGAAACGGAUCUUUCACGGAUCUAGUGGAUAAGGUCCGAGAAAUCCAGGCAAUUCGUAUGAACGAGGAGUACUUCGCAGUUAAGCAUGGACCAGAAGCAACAACAUCUAAACCAGCGUUGGUAGCUCCAUUGAGAGCUGAACACUCCAAGCAGUGGAUACCGCGACGAAACUUUUCACAAAGAGCCGACAACCGAUAUGUUCCAUAUUCGCGAGGUUAUGCACGUAACAAUCAACGAGUCGGCAGGCAAUCAGGAUGGCGAAUGAAUAAUUCGGAUUCAGCCAGAAGUAACGCUGGACCUCACAAUGAUCAGCGUCAAUCUGGUAGAUGUUGGAGGUGCUAUAGCUAUUUCCACUUGCCAUCUGAAUGCGGGGCAGCAAAUCUUGUCUGUCGGAAGUGCGGCGUGCUUGGGCACAUCCAGAGGGCCUGCCAGCCAUCGAUUAAGGAGAACAUGAAGCGUGUGCCGACCAAGGAUAUUUCUGAAAUCGAAGUGAACUAUGCUCAGGCUGAAGCUAAUGACGAGGAGGCGACUUCAAAGCAAGAAAAAGUGAACGUAUCCGAAGAACAUGAUGAGGUUGAGGGCGACCGACACGUUAUCGCUACAAUCGGAACGUGUGUGGAAGAAUGCAUCGUAACUGCAUCGGUCGCUGGUAUGCGAUGUGACUUCCUCGUUGACUCCGGCGCAGAAGUGAAUACUUUUAUUGAACAAUCAUUUCAUAUACUGAAAAACGAUAACAGGUACAGUGGCAGCUUGUACAGCAUUCGGGAAGGAUCCGAUGUGCCUCUGAAAGCGUAUGCUUCGAAGGGUGAGAUCGCGGUUCUUGCUACAUUUGAAGCAUUCUUGUUCAUCUCUGAAGAUCGACCGGUGCACCUAGAGAAGUUUUAUGUGGUUAAGGAUGCUAACCGUCCAUUACUAGGAAGAUCCACUGCCAUACGGUACAGCGUACUCAUGGUGGGAAUGAGCGUACCAAUUCCGGAGCGCGAAGUUCAAGGCAGAAUUUUGGCUUCCGUUGAGGUUAGGGAUCCGUUCCCCAAGUUCAAUAUUCCGCCGGUGAGAAUCAGCUACGAUAAGACAAGGGCGCCAUGCAGAAACAUAUUCUCAAAUAUCCCGGAAGCAAUCAAACCUAUGGUGGAAGACAGGCUCCGCGAACUGGUCAGGACCGAUAUAAUCGAACCAGUUGGCGAUGGUAUGGACAUGUCCUUUUGUUCGUCGAUGCUAGCUAUUCCAAAGGGUAAGCAUGACAUCCGCCUUGUCAUCGACCUCAGGGGACCCAAUAAGUACAUAGAGAGGACCCCCUUUGCUAUGCCUACGUUGGAAUCCAUUCUUGCAAAGCUGAACGGUGCUACGUGGUUCUCGACAAUAGACUUGUCUAAUGCAUUUUUCCACAUCGUGCUGGACAAGGAAUCCCGACACCUUACGAACUUUUAUACCGAGUUCGGGAUAUUCAGAUGUGUACGUCUACCCUUCGGGCUAUGUAACGCGCCAGAUGUGUUUCAAGAGGUAAUGCAGCGAGUCAUCUUGGGAGAAUGCCCGGGCGUGAUCAAUUAUCUAGAUGAUGUCCUUAUCUUUGGACGCACCAAGGAAGAGCCGUCGUGCUCAGUCGUCUUGAAGCACAUAACGUAAAGCUGAAUGCCGACAAAUGCGUAUACGGAAGCCAAUCGGUCAAAUUUGUGGGAUUCAAUCUCACACCAAAAGGUUGGAGUGUAACCGAUGAGAAAUUGAGCGCCAUCAAAAGCUUCAGAACACCAACAUCGUGUAGUGAAGUUAAGAGUUUUCUUGGUUUGGUGACGUUUGCCGACCGUUUUAUUCAAGGCAGAGCAGACCUAACGCAACACCUACGAGCCCUCGCGAAUUCGGACAAGUUUUACUGGACGGAAAAAGAAGAGUUGGAGUUUAAUCACCUUCAGGACAACGCAUUGAAAAACAUCCAAGUGUUGGGCUACUACAGUCCCACCGACCCAACAGAGUUGUUCGUCGAUGCAAGCCCGAUAGGGCUUGGGGCGGUGUUGGUGCAAUUUAAUUCCGACAAUGUACCCCGCAUUAUCUCAUGUGCAUCGAAAGCACUCACCCCAACGGAGCAGCGGUACCCCCAAACCCAAAGAGAAGCGCUGGCUGUGGUUUGGGGUGUGGAGCGUUUUACUUCGUAUUUGCUGGGAAGAUCCUUCGUCAUCAAAACGGAUGCGGAGGCGAAUGAAUUUAUCUUCAACUCAUCGCACAGGAUUGGAAAAAGAGCAGUAUCACGCGCGGAGUCAUGGGCACUUCGACUCCAGCCGUAUGAUUUCACUGUAAAAGGAGUUAAGGGUAAAGAAAACCUCGCUGAUACCUUGUCCCGCCUGAUUCAUAAAACGCAAAAAGCAGAACCCUUCGAAGAGGACGAUGGUGGACACUUUCUAUAUUCACUGGAUGCAGGAUCGAUGAAUAUUACAUGGGACGAGAUCGAGAAGGCUUCAGAGGAAGACGAAGAAUUGCAGAUGGUGGUCGAAGCGCUGAUAUCCGACUGUUGGCCAAAGGAUUUACGCAAGUUCGAAUCACAGAAGAAAAAUAUCCGUGCGCUAGGUUCCUUGUUGUUCAGGGGAGAUAAUGCAAUCCUACCAAGCGCGCUACGUAUGAAGGCGUUGAAAGCUGCUCACGGAGGACAUGUAGGAGAAACAUCGAUGAAAAGGAUUAUGCGACAAUUUUUCUGGUGGCCAGGGAUGUCCAUCGAAACAGAAAAAUUUGUCAAAAACUGCGAAACGUGUGCUAUGCUGUCAAGGAAAAAUCCUCCACUUCCACUUUCGUCAAGGGAAAUUCCUGAUGGCCCAUGGCAGAUCCUUCAAGUGGACUUCCUCUCUAUUCCUGGGUGCGGUUCAGGUGAGUUUUUGGUCCUAGUUGACACUCAUUCGCGAUUCCUUUCGGUGCUUGAAAUGCGAAGUACGGAUGCAAAAAGUACAAACGAAGCACUAUGCGAGGUCUUUAAAAUGUGGGGAUUGCCCCUGAUUCUGCAGAGCGACAACGGCCCCCCAUUCCAAAGUAGUGCUUUCAUUGAAUACUGGGAAAAUAAAGGGGUGAAAAUUCGCAAGUCGAUACCUUUAUGGCCACAGUCGAAUGGGGCCGUGGAGCGACAGAAUCAGGGGAUAAUCAAAGCGGUAUCCGCCUCCAAGUUAGAAGGCACCAACUGGAGACACGCUUUGCAACACUAUGUUCACAACCACAACAAUUUGAUUCCGCAUUCUCGGCUCGGUGUGACCCCCUUUGAGCUACUGGUCGGUUGGAAGUUUAGGGGUACUUUCGUCAGUUUGUGGAAACCAACCCAGCUGGAUUACGAUGAACUGCAGGAGAAAGAUUCUGAAGCCAAACUGAUCAGCAAACAACACACGGACGCUGCACGGGGAGCGAAGGAGUCAACCAUCAAGCCAGGAGAUACGGUUCUUGUGUCCCAAGCACGGAAAUCGAAGACAGAUCCAACAUUUUCCGGAGAGCGUUUCAAGGUCCUAGCCAGAGAAGGAGCGAAAAUAGUAGUCCUCAGUCGUAGCGGCGUGCAAUAUACCCGGAACGUGCAAGAUGUGAAAUUAGCACCACCGGAACCUCUCGUUGAUCAGCCAGCAGAACUAGAACCGAGCGCUGCAUCGGAAGCCAUACCAGGCACUUCUUCCAAGAUUGGAGAUAGUUUUUCGGGACCUGAUCCAUCGACUCGUGAGCCAUCGGAGUUGAUUCCAUCGUCGCGCCAAGAAACAGGAAGACACUUCCGAGACCGUUCCAAAGUCAAGAAGCCGGCAAGAUUCGACGACCGAUUUGUGUACUUCGUGUACGAUUGAAGUGGAGGCGGAGGCGAAUGUGGUAGAGCAAACCUGGAACGAGUAAAUGAUUAAUAAACAUUAAUUUAAUAGGAUACUUACCUGUGAGUUAUUCUUUAGAAUUGCCUAAAAGUAAAUAAACUUUCCUCGACUGAGAAAAAUAGUGACGUUUUGAUUGAUGCUAGAAAAAAACAAGCGAAUCUGACAUACUGCGAUGCAUUUGUAUUAGUGAUUUCGAGAUGGGCUAUAAAAGGAGAGGUAUGAUCAUUUUCGUCAACACGAAGCGUUUGCUAUAAAAACGCAUAGAUAAAGUCUUAAGGUAAAAAGAGGGUAAAAGAUAAUUCGUCUCAUGAAGCAGACGUUAGAUACGUGUGUAUUGGUGCAGGUUGGUGAAGAUGAGAUGUCGAUUGGCACUGGUGUUAGUGAGUGAGGUGUGUACAUAAUAUGAAGGUUUGACCGUGUAAGUGAAGAUGGGUGAUAAAGCUGUGUAUUGGUAAAAGCUAGGGGUUCUGACGAGCAGGAAGCUGGAUGGAGGAUUAUUCUCUCGACGAACUUUGUGGCGUACGGACGCGAGUUAGUUAUUCGCGAUUUUUCCAAUUUCAAAAUGGCGGAUCAGCCAAAGCAGAAGUUGCGCCAGCCGAAAAGAAAAAAUCACCACACUAAUCUGGCCCACUCUUCAGGAGAUCUUCAAAGCUGCUUUUGAAGACUGCUUUGAAACUAGUUGUAUUUAUGUACUUGCAUUGAUGAUUUAUUAUAAGAACUUCAUGAAACUUUAACAAGAAUAGCUUGAGGCAUGUUGAUCUUUUAGCUGUCUUUCUCAAAAGUGUCAACAGUGCAUAAUAAAUGAAAUCUUUUACCUAAGCAUUAUGCAGAUGCAAAACGUUUUGUUUCAUGGAUGAAAUGUUAAUUGAACUGCAAAUUAAUUUUCAUCAAAUUGAAAUGGCUAAAGCAUUAAAAUUGUCUGACAGAUCAUUGAUGACAGGGAAUUAAAAUUUUCCGUGCCAUACCCACUUCUUCGUUGAUAUGCCGCCCAAAACAUACGAAAAUAACAAAGCGCUUCAAAAAUAAUAUCAAUCAUUAAUAUACGAAGACAUAAAUUUCCUAUAAAAACAAAAGGCUACGCCACUUUUUCAAUUCUAUCUAAACAUGGCUGCCGUUCCAAGCGAACAACACUCAUGCAGCCGCCAUCAAUUGUUAUUACCUUUAAUCCAAACCCCCUCAAAACAAUGAUGAAACCAAGUCACCUUGCAUGAAAGCUAUAGCCUUUGUUGAAGAUCGUUUUUACUAGUUAUGAUCUUGAGGCAGAUUUGUUCGUCUUCAAUGAAACUUAUUCGUUUUAUUCAAGAGUAACAGCCUUUGACAAUUGUUUGUUUACGUUUUCGAUGCUAGAAAGUUUUCUCUGUACAUUUCGCGGUGUUUCGCGUCAAGAUUUGCCAAUUAUAUUUUGUUUCCCAGUAUUUUUGCAAUUAAUAAUAAAGUGAAACUUACUAAAAUAACACUAUUUGGCAUGAGCUUGAGCAGAGUCACAGUAAGUACCCAUUUCAUUUUCGAUUUGCAAAGCUGUGGCCUGUGUGAGGAACUGGUUGAAGGCAGGACGACAGCAGCCAGCUACUCGCAUUUUUGAUUGGCCGUAAAAUCAUUCUUUCGUUGACAUGAUUACUUUUCAGCACAAGAAUGGCUAAAUUAUCAGUGAGCAAACAUGUUUAUGUGAUAAAAUUUGCAUGAGAACGCGGUUUUUCAACCAAUUUGUUACAUUCAUUAUUUGGAUUGAAAAAUAGUUCGUUGUCUUAUUAUUAUUUCGCAUAGUUCUUGUUACAGAGUAAUGGCUCUAGCUCAAGAAUAGAAGGCUUCAAGAAGUUUUUAAAGAAGGAUCAGUCAGAUGAAAUGCACUUGAAUAAACGAAGCAUAAACUUUUAAUAAAAUAUGUUAAUGCUAUGUGUUGAAAAUAACUUCAAAUACGCCUUAAAACUUUUUAUAAGGUUUAAUGCUCUUGUAAAUUCAGUUGUUUUAUGCGCGAAUUUCAAAAUUAACUUGAAGACAACUUAAAAACCGCAAACGAACGAAGAUUGUUUUCUCUUGAUAAAAACAACUACAAAUGUUCCAUGAAUUGGUCAUGCUGUGAUAAAGCUUCCAUAAAAAUAAUCAAAUCUAAAAGGAAUUGAAAUUGUUACUUGGGUUUAUUGUGUCGAUUGUACUAUUGAAAGUACUAUACCAAAAACCAUCGAAUUUGGCAGGCAUAAUAAACACUUAAUCAGCUACCUUCUGUGAAAAUUUCAUGAAAAUUGGCAGAGAAAUUGAAAAGUUAUGCAUAGGCAAACAUCGCACAUGAAAAACACGAAAAAUUUUCACGAACACUCACCCCUAUCAACACCAGUAGUUUUCAAACCAAUUGAUCAAAGUUGAUGAAAUUUUGCAAGAAAGUGUCUCUAUAAGUAUCACAAUUGCCAACGAAAUUUCAUAACUAUCAUCACAGAACUAAAAACUGUAGCGUAAAAGAACCAUCUAUUAUGCGAAUGAAAAUUGGUCAUGAUUGUACAAAAUGCUUAAAACCACGUCUGUUUGUUUUUCAUCCACAGUUAAAAGUAAUGAAUCGAUUUUUUAUGAAAUUUUGCACAAAUAAUAAACAUACACCGAAGAGUUCUUAGUCAAUUAUUUGGCCAAUUUUACCGAUUCUUUACAGAGCUACAGCCGUACAUCUGUGUCCCGAUUAUUGCGGAUACAGGCUUUAUGAACAAAAUUUAUGCACACUCUGAAUAACUUAUACCAGUUGUACGUUUUGGCGUUUUGGAUAUUGGUAGGAACAAUCAACAGACUUAUCCAUGCAUUGCUCCAGAAAUAACUCUAUCCAUUUAUACACCUUCCUCCAUGAAUUCCAGCUGGAAUUCUUCAAGCAAUAUCCAUUAGGACUCCUUUAGAAAUACUUCGAGGGAUUUCUCCUGGCAUACUAAUUUGCUGCAAUACUUUCGGGAAGUCUUCCAGAGAUUCCCCCUGAAAUUGUUUCUGCAAUUCCAUCAGGGAUUGCUCCAGUAUACUUCCACCGAUUCUUUCAAGGAGAACUGUAGGUAUUCCUUCAGGCAUUUGUUAGAGGAACUUCUCUUAGGAUAUCCCCGGCAUUCCUGAUUCUAGGAUUUCUAUAGAAAUUACUUCUAUGAUAUCUCCCGGAAUUUUUCUUUCAGAAAUUCCAAAUGUGGUACUUCAGAAAUUAUGAUACGGAUUCUCCUGGAGCUUUCCUUUGGCUUCUUCGCUGGUAUUUUUUUUUUCAGGCAAGCUUCCUGGAAUUCUUACUGAAAUUCCUUCGGUUGUUCAAACAGGGGUUUCUCCAAGGAUUCAUCCAGGAAUUCCUCCAGAGAUUUUAUCCAAAGAUUCCUCCAGAAAUUCCUCAUGGAAUUCCUGCAGAAACUCCUUUUGGCCUUCCCCAAAGAAUACAUCAAAAACCUCCUCCUGCGGUUCUUCCAGCAAUUCCUCCAGAUACGUACAGCAAUUCUAGUGAUUCCUAUACGAAUUUAUCCUAGCAUUUUGGCUGGAAUUCUUCCAGGAAAUCUUCCUGAGAUUACUUCAGAAAUUCCUGCUGCGAUCCUCCAGGGCCUUCUCGAUAAAUUGUGCCAGAAUACCUCUACCGGUUCUUGCAGGAACUUCUCUAGAUAUUCCAAGGUUUAUUUUCUUUGGAAUCCCCCAGGCAUUCCUGGUGGAGUUUCUCUAGAAAUUCCUGUAUAUGUAGUUUCUUCCAGCAAUUUCUUCUACGAUUUCGGCUGAGAUUUCUACAAUGAUUCAUCCCAGAGUCCCUCUAAGAAUAUCUCCUGAUAUUUUUCCUGUGAUUUCUUCAGAAGCUCUCCAGUAAUUCCUCCAGGAAUUCUUAUCCAAGACAUUUUAUCCAAGGAUUCUCUCAUAAAUUUCUCAUGGGAUUCCUCCAGGAACUUCUCCCCAAGAAACAGAGAUAGAUGAACAACAGUUUCUUAAGCUGAAGUUUGCUUAAGAGUUGUUUGUUCAACUCUUACACAGCUAAAAUGUUUGUUGGGUCUUGGCCUUUCUCUAGAAAUUUCAGCUGAAUAUCUCUAGCUAUUUCUGCUGUGGUUCUUCCAGCUAUUCAUCCUAGGGCUCCUGCAGAAAUUCUUACUUCCCGAAAUUUCCUAGGGAUUCUUCUAAGAAUUUCUCUAGGGAAUCCUUCAAAAACUUGCCGGGAUUACUCAGAAGUACCUUCGGUGUUUCCUCCUGGAAAUCUUGAAGGAUUUUUUCCUGGGUUUUCUUUAAAUAUUUCUCAUUAGAUUUCUCCAAGAACUCCUCUUGACUAUCAUCCAGGAAUUCCUCCUGAGAUUCCAUAAGCAAUUCCUGCUGCUUCUAAUGUUUCAGGAAUGCCUCCUAGGCCUCCUUCAGAAAUUCUUACUGUGAUACUUGCAGCAAUCCCUCUAGGGAUUUCUCCUGGCAUUCUUGCUGGGAUUCUUCUAGGCAGUUUUCCUCGGAUACUUCCAGCAAUGUAUUUGAUUCUUCCAGGGAUUUUUCUAAAGACUCAUCCAGGAAAUCCUCUAGAUUUUUUUUUCAUGGACUACUCUAGAAAUUAAUCAUGGUAUGACUCCUGGAAAGUGGUGGUCACGCUUGCCGUUAACCGUUAACGCAUUUCGAACGAAUAUUUGCCUUAAUUUUAGCCAAGGUCACUUAAAAGUUUGAAAGCAAUGUUCUCCAAUCUGCAAGUGAGGUAUACCUUUCUACUGAGGUGAAAAAAUAUUAAUUUGAACUUGAUGUUUUCGAGUUAUUUUCGGUUAACGGAUAGUUACUUAAAGAAUUCAUAUGAGAAUUACCAGAGGAACACGUGAAGAAAAUAUUAAGGCUUUUUAAAGAAAUUGGCCAAAUCCAAUCUCAAAAUAAACUGCCAAAAUACGUUUUAUAAAAGUUUUCACAAGCAUUCACAAAAAAAUGUUCGAAGAAAUUCUCAAAGAAUUUUCCAAAAUCAUCAAAGGAGUUUCUGAACAAAAGUUUAGAAAGAAUUCCAAAAGUAAUUACUGUAGAAUCAUUGUUUAAGAAUUUUAAAGAAUCGCCAAAGUUUUUUUUUUCAAAUAAAUUCCCAAAGAAAAUUUCUAAAGAAUUUGCCGAAUCAUUUUCCAAAGAAAUUACCGACGAAGUACCCAAAGUAAUUGUCGAAGUUUCCAAAAGUUCCAAACAAAUUGCUGAUGGAAUAGGAAAUGAUGGAAUUGGCAAAUAAAUUUUCAAUGCUAGUAACAUCGCAACCGCCUAAGGUAUUCCGAAACCAUCUGCUGCAGGAAUUCCUUUCACAAUUACUGAAGAAAUGUAGAAGAAAUUGUCUAUAGAAUUUUCAUUGAAAUUGUAGAAACGAUGUAUAAAAGAACUUCUAAUGGAAUUGCCGAUGAAAUUUUCAAAGGAUUCGUCAAGGUGUUUAGCAUCAAAUUCCAAACAUAUUACCAAAUAAAUUCUCAAAGAAUUUGCCGAAUGGGCACCAAAAAUAUUACCGGAAAAUUGCCAAAUCUAAAGGAAUUACUAAGAAAUUUACAAACAAAGUCUUAAAUGAAAUAAAUUGCAAAAAAAAUGGCGGGAAUAUUCCCCGAGGAAUUAGCAAAAGAAUGUUUUGCCGAAAACACAAAAUUCUUGUGUAUUCGAAACUUACGAAGCUGAAAUUUUGAAUGAUUAAUACAAUGUUGGUUUUACGUAAGUCAAAAUUUCAACUUUAUACAGCAUUUCGUUCAGCAGAUAUACUAUCAAUCCAGUCGAAAUCGGAAUUUGAUGCAAACAUCAGAAUCCCAAAAAGAAAAAUUGAAGUUCGCUCGCUCCAAAUUUCGGGUUUCAACUAAGUUGAUAAUAUGUUUAUGAAGCUGCAGAACGGAACUCAGGAUAAUCGAGUUCAAAUUUUGUAGUUUUAAGAAUAAUACUCACAAUUUCUCUAUAAAAGUAUUUUCAUGUCAACGUGGCAGUGUUCAACAAAUGAAACAAAAACUCUGUCGCCAUUAAUGCAAAUAUUUAUCCUGAUUUUGCAAUUUAAAGUAUUUAUAACUCUUACAAUUGGGUUGUUUAGUGAAUUAAAGAUUGUCGUUUUCUUUAGCCAAAUCGAAAGAGCUGGUUUUUCUGAGUAUAACAAGAAGUUCGCCCCGAACAAAAAAAAAUCCCCAUACAAUCUUUAAAAAAAAAAUAGCUCCCGGGCACCAACAAUUAUGAAAUUAUGGAUUUUGUCUAAUUUUUGGACGGAGAUUCAGAUUAUGCAAUAAUCGGGAUACCCCUAAAGAACCCAAUUGUUCUAGAAAACUAUUUUUACAAGGGUUGUUACCAUGCAAUAAAGCAAAGAGGAUAUCACUAUAAAUACAAAUUAAACGCAAUUUUGGGGAUGUUUCAGAGAUUUACACUUUUAAUAAUUGAUCUGAAAAUGUAUUCCUACGGACCUGAUUGUUUUCAAUCCGCAAAACAAAGGGAUUGUCGUGAUGAUUGAUAAGUUCAAACUAAAAACACAAAUUCCAUGUAUUAUACGCAAUCGAGUUUUCAAACUUCACAUGGCGGUUAAAUAUAGUGUUAAAUCAGUAGGUUACAGAUCGAAUUUUACAAAAAAAAAGCUGUUCUUUAAAAUAUAGCGCGUUUCAAUUUGCGGGUUAAUUUUUCCCACGACGCAGUAUAUCAUUAUGCUAAGAAAUCGAGGGUGGAUCGGUUACACUGAUAUAUGUUGCCCUUUACUGGCAUUUACCAGAUUAGCUGGUAUGUCAUAAACAUACAGAAAAACUUGUAGUUAGAAGACACAGAAUGUUGCUAAUAGACAAAUUGAGGGAUGAAUUUUUUGGAUCGGUUAUUCCUUUUACAAAAAACACAAAACAACCCAAAAGCCACUGAAACUGGUACCCCCUAGGCACCCCCUAGGAAAAAAUCCUAGAUACGCCAAUGCGAGCAGUCGCUUCCGCCUGUUUCGGACUUCCUGCGAAGGAGAAGGCCUCCGUAUGGGUAAACUUCGGCACUUUCUCAUUUGCAGGCUCCGCUGCUGCAGCAGUCAGCAACGCGUGCUCCUGCUUGGCAUCGUCGAUCGACACCCUGAGUCGAAGCAAGGCCGUUUUCAGGUCCUUGCUUACAUUCGACUUAGUGAUGGUUUUGCCAAGCUGCUGCUUAGCCACCUCUAUUGCGGACCGUCCUUUGGUUUCUUGGUUGACGGCCCUCAACAACCACGCUCCGUCCAAAGCCUCCACCGGCUGGCUUGCCGGGAAGUAGACUGGAGCACCCACGCUUGAGCUGCAUACGCAACUCCCAGCGCCUAUCUCCUCACUUCUCCUUGUCGGAGACCUCAUCAACCCGCAUCUAAGCCGUUAUCUCAUAAAGGUAGGCAACCGAGUAGCUUUCAAAGAUUUAAAUGACCUCAACAUGAUCAAUUUUCCCUCAACCCUUUCCUUCCCAUGACUUUAAACAACUAUUUGUACGCCAAGAAAGCGUUUCCGAGAAAAGUGCUUGAACAAAAGUUAUUGGAAAUUGGCCAAAUUUUUCGAAAUCAACGAAAAAGUUUUUAGUUGUAAAUCAAUAGUUUUGUUAUUGUUUAUCAAUAGUUGCACUAUUGAAACAAGUAGUUGGCAGUUGGGUUAACCUUAUGCGAUUACAAUCAUAUUCUAAAAACUAUUGCAUCUAAUUCAUCUAAUUCCGUUUGUCCCAAGUUCGUCGAAAAUCGAUGGUGCUCUAGAGCAACCAUGGGAAGUAGAGGGUUAAACUUUGAAGAUGCAAAUCUCCAGUUCUACUGCAUCAAAUGGGCUGAAAGUUUGAUCGUUUGUAUGCUUACAUGUGUGAUGAAAAAUCGACUAAGUUUUCAGUAAGAUCAGUCCACUACACUGGAACAGGAGAUUUGCAUCGUCAAUGUUUCGAAAGUAACGAUGACGAACGAGAUGGAAGAUAUCAAUUAACACGAGGCUCUGUAUACCAAACGCACUCUCAGAAUUGUACGAUUUAUUUUGUUACUUUGGACAUCACUAAAGCGAUUUGAAACAAAGAGCUGAACGAUGGCCGCUCUGUAACGUUUACUUGUUCGAGAUUACAUUUUCAUAAUCCCUACGCUGGGUAUUCCGUGACAUUGGUGUCAGCUGUUCGCUAACCAAGGAAUCCUCAAAGAAAAAAAAGUUCAACAAACGGGUCGCCUCAAUGACUGCAGUAUAUGGUGAAUACGAGGACGACGUCGUCGGAGGUAACUCACCAGAGGAAAGAGGAAGCUCUUUCCGCCGCAGCGUAGUCUUCUCUUCUUCAGCUGGUUCGGAUUCAUCCUUGGUUGGUUGGUUCUAAAAUCCAACCAGCCAGCCCCCGUGCACCACACAGCAGCGUUGAAAGGUCGUACAUAAUUAACGUGGCCAUGAUAACGAUAUGUCGCUGUCUUUGCGUUGUCGUUGUUGGGGUGGGUUAGGGCCUUCAACGACGACGGGGCCGAGCCGAGAAAAAUCACUUCCAGCAUUAAAAUUCGAAAACGAAAAGUUUCCCAACGUUACACAGGGCAGAAGGGGUGGAGAUUCUCGCGAGGACGGUUUUCGCACAUUUCACGGAUCCCACCGGGCUUUUUGCGAAGCUGGUUCGCUUACUUACACUGUCUGUGUGUCGAACGAACGAUGAUGCGAUGGUGAAGAAUUGAACCGGGAUUUCUGGUGGGAGGUUGUUGUCGGACUGCUGCUCUCGGAGCACGCGGGCUGUGAUUUUACCCGUGGAGUGAACGGGAUCGGCUUGAUUAAAAAUGCAUAAGUUGAGGUUGCGGAAAAUGAUAAAAGGGUUGGGGAAUUUAAAUAAGAGAUACUUCGCUUCGGAAGAUGUUCCAGCGCCGCAGAGGUCGUCCGUCGCCGGAGCUAGGUGAUGGAAUUUGUGAGAAGACAAAGAUGCUUUCACAAGUGCUUGUGGUUGCUCGAGAAUGGAAUUAUUUAGAAUUUAAUAUCAACAAGGGAUGGAUGCUUUCGGUAUCGAGCUUCUAUGCGAUGGUUGCCAAUGCGGAACAGCUUGUAAUGUGGGAGCGGUUCGUUACAAGGGCUGCUGUUGUUUUCUAAAGUGGGAUUAAUUUGCUGGGAUGAAAAGCACUGGAUAGGCUUUCUGAUGUCAGAAAAGUUUGCAUGAUGCCAGCAAAUGCUUUGUUCGAUUGGCCAAUUUGUUCUUUAUAAAGCCUAACAUCUCGUGUAAAUAAUACAUUUCUGUGUUCUAAUUAACCGGAAAGCAAAGCAAGAAAUAUUUAAUCUGUCGAUGGAUUUGACAUAAUCCUGGAGGAACUUCCAAAAAUAUCUCUUGAGUAUUUUCUAGACGAAUUUCUGCAGAAUUGCCAAGGUGUAAUUCCUGCAUAAUUGAAAAUCCUCUAAAGGAAUUUCAACAAAAGCUUCUGAAAGAAUUUCUGAAAUAUAUCUGACUUUUUAAAGAAAUCCCCUGAGGAAUUUCUACAAGAAUUAAUGGAUUCCUGAAGAAAUCUCUGGAUGAAUUUUAGGAAACUGUAAAGAAACUCCCAAUGGAAUUACUAGAGUAAAUCGUCGGUUUUCUGCAAUAGGGACACAACUCAAAAUAUGUGAAUUUUCAGAAUAAGCGUUUGAAAAUUAGGAACCUUCCAUAAGUUCACUUAUUUCUCUCAUCAUUUGACAAAAGUAAACAAAUUUUGAUUGUUGCAUCAUGGAAAGGGACUGAAGGACUACCUGUAGAAUGAAUUUUGGAUGACUAUUUUUCGACUAUUGAAAAAGUCGACUGAUUUUGAGUUGUGCCCUUAUUGGGGAAAAUUGGUGAAAAUGAGAAAAUCUCGCGUUUCUCGACAAAUUUCGGAACGGGUCUUUGUGAGAUGAAAAUUUACAUAGUUUUUCAUCAUUUGUCUUCAAAAUCGCAAAAAUGACAACUUUUUAGUUGUGCCCCUCUUGCAGGAAACCGACGAUAUCUGGAGAAUCUCGUAGACUUGUGUCAAGAAGAAUGUUUUGUAAUUGUAAAUCUAAUGUAAUUGUGUUAGGAAUUGUAUCAGGAAAAUUCCUUGUGAAGCUUUUGAAAGAAAAUCUGGAGAAAUUCGUAGGAAAAUUUUCAAAGAUACGCAUGGACAGGAGUAUAUUCCGAAUGGAUACCUGGAGUAAACAUUGGAGCAAUUCUUGCGGAACUCAUUCAAGGAAUUCCCGCAAGAUUUUUUUUUGUCAUAAAAAUGUUUGGUAAAUGUUGAAAGAAUACCUGAUGAAAUAUUUGGCGGCUCAGCUAUCGUGAAGGUUAGGAAAGGUCCUCCAAAUAAUAUUCAUAAGGUGCAUUAUUGAAAUCAUUUUCGUGGGAGCGCACCAGUAUAUGGGCACUGAAAUUCAGAAACCUUGAGUGGUCCGGGUUCAACCAUGACAAAAAAGAGCCAGCAUAUAAUAGUGAUGAUCUACUGAAACAGAUGUUGUGUGGUUCAUCUUCUUCUUCUUCUUCUUCUGCUUCUUCUUCUUUAUGGCUCGGCGUCCCCACUGGGACUUGGCCUGCCUCGCUUCAACUUGUGUUCUUUGAGCACUUCCACAGAUAUUAUUUGAAGGGCUUUCUUUGCUUUGAAAAUAGGGCCCAUAUAGUCGAGGCGGUAAACGCACGGGUAUUCCGCAUGACCAUGCUGAGGGUGGCGGGUUCGAUUCCCGGUCGGUCCAGGAUCUUUUCGUAAAGGAAAUUUCCUUGACUUCCUUGGGCAUAGAGUAUCUUCGUGCCUGCCACACGAUAUACACAUGCAAAAUGGUCAUUGGCAGAGGAAGCUUUCAGUUAAUAACUGUGGAGGUGCUCAUAGAACACUAAGCUGAGAAGCAGGCUUUGUCCCAGUGAGGACGUUACGCCAAGAAGAAAAAAAAAGGCUUUCUUUGCCUGCCAUUGCAUGAAUUUGUAUAUUGUGAGGCAAGUACAAUGAUACACUAUGCCCAGGGAGUCGAGAAAAUUUUCCCGACUGGAACGGGAAUCGAACCCGCCCUCUCCGGAUUGCCGAUCCAUAGCCUUAACCACUAGGCUACAUGGAGACCCUGUAUGGUUCAUAUCAGCAGCAUAUGUGUGUCCUAUUUAACCCUCCUUUUUCAUUAAGAUCAUUUUUGAUCUAAAUCGUAGACUACGUCAGCGAACUGUUUCCAAUGUGAUGAAAUAGGAAGGUUGAUAACUAUGAGUGUGCAUCAUAAAAUCUAUAUCGAGGCGAAAUCAACCGAGUCCCAAUUUUAUCCAACAUCGUUCUAUUCUCAAAGUCCAGAAAAAGUUAACAUUUUUCAAAAGAAUCAGCGUUACUUUCCUAAUAAUUGUACAUAGUUAAGCUCAUUCUCCUGUUCCUUAGUUGUUCUUAACCCAAGCGCCACGUCAUCUUAAACGCCAUUUGAACAGAAACACUUUAUAAAUACGACUAAACAUUUUUAACAUAAACAAACCCCAGAAAAAAAAAACAACUUAAAAUACGAAUACGAUAUAUUAACAAAGAAGCUGAAAAUAGCUCCGUCAAGCGGAAGACUUCACCGACCGCGAACACAAAUAGCGCCAAAUUAUUGGGGUGCCUAGCAAAACAAAACAACCCGAAAAACCGCUUCAAUGCAAAGUGAUGAAUAAAAUAUAUUCACCAUGAACAGUAACAAAAAAAAACAAACUACAAAAUAAUCAAAAAACGGCAAACUUUCUCUUUCUUCUUGCCCGGUGCUUGGUUUCCUUCUUCCUUGAUCUGCUGCAAACUAGUACACUGUCCCUCCUUCCUUUUUGCCUGCUCCUACUUGGCAGUAGAAGAGAGACUGAAAAUCAACCCAACCGAUGCGAAAAAUUUCCACAACCAACUCUUGUCUCUUGCAACUGUCUGUCGAAACUUUCCCGGAACGAAAACAGGAAUACAAAACAGAAAAAUAAUCAAAACUAAAAACGUUGAGAGAAAGAGCUAUAGGAGAAAAAACCAGAGGAAAAAUGUAGCGAAAGGCACGAGCAAGCGAAAGCAUUCUGACGGUGCAAAUUAAAUUCAAAUUGGAAAACAAUACCAACUUGUUUGUCUAGAGCAAUUUACGACGACGACGGUGACGACGUCGGAGACGAAGAGGAGAUGCGAUUUAGUUUUACAAUUAUUAUUUCAUUCGGAACCAUAAUUGCAAAGAAGAUUGAAAACAAGUGCCGACUAUUUAGUGAAAACAAAAUGUGUAAAGGAAAGGAAGAGUAACGAGCAAAAUUUAUAACUCAAUAUACCCCGAACCCCGAUGAAGAUGGCAAGUAACACAGAAAAAAAAGCAAAUCAAGACUGUUCAAUUGCAAACAAGCCAGAGUAAAAAACCGAACAAAACCAAAUGCGCGAAUUUCAAAUAGCAAAAGUUUAAUCGAAAGCAAAUAACAACAAAAGUCCACAAUGAGAAGAACAAAGAGAGAGAGCGCGCGAGCUAAAGGGACCGUUCGACGCGAGAGGUUCCCUGGAAAAUUAUUCAGACGGAUGCAAACAUAAACAAAUGAACAAAUUUACCAACAAUUGUAAUGAUGAUGAAGAAGAAAGCAAGUCUGGCAGUCGGUAAACCAUCAGUCGACGACGGGAAGCCCGCGUCUGGCUAUUCAGUUGAAAAGCAAAGAAGUUUGGCGUGGUGGUCAGACAAAACAAGCAAAAUUGAAUGGUAGAGAAAAUUGAUAUUUAAACAAAAUGUAAUUUUAUAAAAAAAAAAAAAGUGAAGCAAAUAAACACGAAUUAUACAAAAUA
Molecule: messenger RNA, 22259 nt
Organism: Aedes albopictus (Asian tiger mosquito)
Lineage: Eukaryota; Metazoa; Arthropoda; Insecta; Diptera; Culicidae
Exons: 3
Coding region: 5139-7517 (792 amino acids)
Molecular function (GO): nucleic acid binding; zinc ion binding
Source: RefSeq, a predicted model, not a curated record